AUGUUAGACUACCGCGUGUUCUCCAUCAUGAAGGGAACACCAGGGACCCGUACGCGCCACACAGUAACGAGUGAUAUAAACAAUCAUCCACAAAGUGAUAUAAACAGUCAUCCACCCAGUGAUAUAAACGGUCAUCCACCCAGUGAUAUAAACAGUCAUCCACCCAGUGAUAUAAACAGUCAUCCAUCCAGUGAUAUAAACAGUCAUCCACCCAGUGAUAUAAACAGUCAUCCACCCAGUGAUAUAAACAAUCAUCCACAAAGUGAUAUAAACAGUCAUCCACCCAGUGAUAUAAACAGUCAUCCACCCAGUGAUAUAAACAGUCAUCCACAAAGUGAUAUAAACAGUCAUCCACCCAGUGAUAUAAACAGUCAUCCACCCAGUGAUAUAAACAGUGCAAAAGCAAGCUCACACCAAAAAAAUAUAAUAGAGUAA
Procambarus clarkii (red swamp crayfish) is the source of this 435-nucleotide messenger RNA. RefSeq names its product clumping factor B-like. NCBI's taxonomy places the organism in Eukaryota, Metazoa, Arthropoda, Malacostraca, Decapoda, Cambaridae. The record is from RefSeq and is a predicted model, not a curated record.